AAAAAAAAAAAACAGGUCCCAAUCCCCUCUUCCAACAAUCCACUCCUCCCCUCUUCAUCCAACAUGAAAAACCGGAGUUGCUGUCCAAGAGUGCCUCAGUCUCCAGGAAGCAGCUGGGAGUUCAAGAGCCAUGACAAUGGCCCAGAGCCUGUAAACCCUCGAACGGGAUCUCGCUACUGGGCUGCGCAAGCCCCUGGACACUGAGAGGUGGGGAUCUGGACUCAAGGAGCGAGGGGGAAAAGGCCUUAAUAUCCUGGGACAUGAGAUGAAUGCAACUUAAAUGGACUUUUAGAGAGCUGUAGGGAGAGUAAGGAAUCACAAAAGGACUAGACGGAUCUUAACGGAAAACAGACACAAAGAAAUAGUGUCCACAAACGUAAAAGUCAAAAGGUAAAGCAUUGGAGGGAUAGAGAGAUAGAGGAGGAAGAGAAGGGCAAACAGUAGAGGAACAAAUCCAAAAGUAGGGGAGGUGUUUACAGAGGCAACCAUGAGAAACAUUACAUGGAGCAUCAUGCUUUGCCUCUCCAUCUGCAUGUUCUGUAAGAGUUACUCAGGAAAUGAACUUCUGCAAUCACGGAGGCGGCGGGCACCUGCUGAUGACCCCAAAAAGUGUGCUUACACUUUCUUGAUUCCUCAGCAAAAAAUCACUGGUCCGAUCUGUGCUUCUGCCACUGGGCCCGAGCCAGACAAGGACCGUGUGACCCGUAUGGACAUUGCUGAUGUGAGGGAGAUCCUAUCCAAGCAGCGGAGGGAGAUUGAGAUGCUUCAACUAGUGGCGGAUGUGGAUGGGAACUUGGUAAAUGAAAUGAAGCUUUUGCGCAAAGAGUCCCGUAAUAUGAAUUCCCGGGUGACACAGCUUUACAUGCAGCUGCUUCAUGAGAUCAUCCGCAAGAGGGACAACUCCCUGGAACUGGCACAGUUGGAGAACCGUGUGCUGAACGUCACCACCGAAAUGCUCCGCCUAGCCUCCCGCUACAAAGAGCUGGAGUUGCGUUUCGCAGGCCUUGCAGCCACUGUCAAUAACCAAUCGGUGCUUAUUGCCGCAAUGGAAGAGCGCUGUCUCCGUGGAUAUGGGCGUCAAGAUCUGCCAGCAGCGCCGCCAUUGGUGCAGGUGGUGCCAGAGAGCAUUCCAACCAACAACAACCGCUUCACCAAUGAGAUUCAGAGAGACAACAACAACCAAGCUUUUCCAAGGGGAUCACUGAUGGAUACCCCAACGCCCGACCCCCUGGGGAUCCCACCACCUCCCCAGGGCACCCUCACCUCAGAUGGGCCAUUCAGAGACUGUUUCCAGGUGCGGCAGGCAGGGCAUACUACCAGUGGGAUGUAUCUGUUGAAGGCAGAAGGCAGUGAUAAACUUAUUCAGGCCUGGUGUGAGCAUAAAUUAGACAAUGGAGGCUGGACUGUUUUUCAGCGAAGGAAAGAUGGUUCAGUCAACUUCUUCAGGAACUGGGAAAACUACAAGAAAGGCUUUGGAAACAUAGAUGGAGAGCACUGGCUGGGAUUGGAGAACAUCUAUAACUUGGCUAAGCAGGAAGAUUACAAAUUGCUGGUGGAGUUGGAGGACUGGGUGGGGAAGAAAGUGUACGCCGAGUACAGCAGUUUUCACCUGGAACCCGAGAGCGAGACCUUCAGGCUAAGACUGGGCACCUACCAGGGCAAUGCUGGAGACUCACUCACCAGCCACAACGGAAAACCCUUCACGACACUAGACCGUGAUAAAGACGCCUUUACAGGCAACUGUGCUCAUUUCCACAAAGGCGGUUGGUGGUACAACGCAUGUGGUCAAACAAAUCUGAAUGGGGUGUGGUACUCUGGUGGUGUGUAUCGCAGCAAGUUCCAGGAUGGAAUCUUCUGGGCUGAGUAUGGAGGCGGGUUCUACUCACUCAAAUCGGUCCGUAUGAUGAUCCGGCCAAUAGACUGAGGUCAUGAUGCCACAACCCUCAAUGAGUCUAAAUUCCAACCAAAUGAGUCUAAAUUCCUUGAAUGUACUCAUAAUUCACUUCAGCACUUAUUUAUAAUCACAAGUUCACGUUUAUGAGGACUGAUAUGUAAAACACAGUAUAGUCAUCAUUGGUACAGCACUGAGUACCAAUAAAAAAAUCACGAAAGUCUACUUACGGUGGAGUGGAAGGACCUGCGACUCUCACAUCGAUGUCAUUUUGUCCCUUGAACUGUCCAUCCCCACACAGAGAAGACAAACUCAGAAAUUCUUGGUCAAAGUCAGACUAGGAGAUGGUCAACAUCAGCAUCCUCUGCUCUUCUUCAUCUCUUCCAUAUUCUUUUAUGGACCUUCAUCAACAUUCUCUUUUUCAUAUUCUUUUCCAUUGCAAACCCUUCAUCCUCACUGCUGUCCCAUUUCUUCUGACUCUUCCUCAUCCUCAUAGCUUGGACAGAGGACAUCAAAGCCUCAAAUAAAGGCUUUUAAUCAAAGAUCUUAACAAACCAGAUAUCCACCACUGACAACACCUUUGCCGUACACCCUUUACUGACGUGUAUCUGUAACAAUAAGGACUGGCACUGGGCCGUACUGUUUGCCAGGCACCAACAGCUUUCAGGUGUGAUGCUGGUCUGUAAAUAUUCUUCACGUUUGUAUUUGUUUGUUUAUAAUUUAAGGACUCACCUCCAAUCCACUCUUUUUUAUUUGUUAUUUAUAGUGAUUUGUAUUUAUGACAGCUAUAACCCUCCAAUCAUCUAUUUAUCCUUGAUUAUGAUGUGAUAUGCUUUCGUGAUGUAUACAUUUACCCACAGGAAGAAUAUUUCAACAUUUUUGACAACUUGAGUACUUGAUGGAAAAAUCAGCCAAGUACUUGAGAAGUGGGGGGAUGGAGUGAGUUCUGUUUGUGUUAUUUUUUUAUUGUUGGUAUAUCUGCACUACUAGUCAAAAAGUCUGGACACACAUGAUUGAAUUUAUAUUUCAUCAUUUUAAAAACCAUUUGAUCCAAGCGCUUAUGCAUAAAUGCUUGAGUUGUGCAGAAAAAUAUAAAAUCUCACUAUGUAUAUCUUUCUUUACAAAACUAAAAUGUUACGGAAACACAAGAUUGUAUUUGGUAACAUUAGUAAACUACAUCAGUUAACAUGAAUUAACUAUUAACUAAACUUUUACAGCACUUACAAUUCUUGGUUAAAUAUUAAAAUUCCCAUACUAGUCAAAGUCAGUCCACUGUCGGUCAACUUUGGAACGCACUCGGGAGGCUAUUUCCAGUCAUGACAGUGCAGCUCCAAUCUACUUGAAUGGGGAAAUGCCGAAAUCUCAAAAACGGUUGGUCAAGAUUACGAUCAAAGAAUAUAUUUUGAAUUAGCAAUAAAAUCUGACAACAUUGGAAUAAUAAAUUGUGCUGCUUCACCUCAUAUUACGCUAAAAAAUUCUAGGCUUGUUUAGCUAAUGCGCAUACAUGUUUGAGUUGACUGACAGGCUAUGUCUGUAUCUAAAAGAUGAUUGGCUCUUCAAACUGUAAGGCGGGACUUCCUUUCUACAUCCAUUGACCAUUGGGCACUUGGAGCUCCUUGGCUGGGUGUUCCAUUUUCUACCAUUAAUUUUAACAGAAGUGGACCGUCUCUACUAAAUUUACAUUACAUUUACAUUUAUGCAUUUGGCAGAUGCUUUUAUCCAAAGCGACUUACAGUGCCCUUAUUACAGGGACAAUCCCCCUGGAGCAACCUGGAGUUAAGUGCCUUGCUCAAGGACACAAUGGUGGUGGCUGUGGGGAUUGAACCAACAACCUUUUGCUUACCAGUUCAGUGCUUUAGUCCACUACCACCACCACCACCACUCUAAAUAGCCUCUGAUACUAGCACGUUUUUAACAUUAAAAGUUGCAUAUGUUAACGUGACACAUAAUGCAUUUGCUAAUGUAAUGUUAACUAAUAGAACUUUAUUGUAAAGUGUUAUCAAUGUUCUUUUUUUAUUAUUAUGAUAAUAGUUUUUUUUUUUUUUUUUUGGGACUUGACAGUGAAGGAGAGGCAGGAAGCAUAUGUCCAGCAUACAUGGGAACUUCUUCAAUACUGUUUAAAAGCAUCUCAGGUGGAUACCUCCAAUUGGAUGAAAGACUUGAGUGUGCAGAGCUGUAAAAUAUAGUGGUGACUUUGAAGAUAAAAAUAAGAUAUUUUGAUUUGUUAAACAUUUUUGUUCAUUGCAUAACUUCCAUUUGUGUUAAUUGAUGACUUCACUAUUAUUCCCAAAGAAUGAGUAGGUGUGGGGGGCCUGGGUAGCUCAGUGAGUAUUGACGCUGACUACCAGCCCUGGAGUCGCAAGUUCGAAUCCAGGGCAUGCUGAGUGUCUCCAGCCAGGUCUCCUAAGCAACCAAAUUGGCCCGGUUGCUAGAGAGGGUAGAGUCAAAUGGGGUAACCUCCUGGUGGUCUCUAUAAUGUGUGGUUCUCAUUCUCGGUGGGGCACGUGGUGAGUUGUGCGUGGAUGCCGCGGAGGGUAGCGUGGGCCUCCACAUACGCUACAUCUCCGCGGUAACACACUCAACAAGCCACGUGAUAAGACGCACAGAUUGACGGUCUCAGAUGCGGAGGCAACUGAGAUUCGUCCUCCACCACCCGGAUUGAGGCGAGUCACUACGCCACCACGAGGACCUAGAGCGCAUUGGGAAUUGGGCAUUCCAAAUUGGGGAGGAAAGAAUGAGUAGGUGUAUCUAAACUUUUGACUGGUAGUGUACAUAUGCAUCAGACAGAUGUGUUUUGCAUUAUGUCUUGCUGUUUUUUUCAGCGUCUCAUGGUAUGAGCGUAACGUUUCAAGACGGCAAGAUAAAAAUAGUUAAAAUUUUAAAAAUGUGUCUUUAGACCUCACAUUCUAUUCUGUUCAGUUCUGCUGUCUAACCAUUUUUUUAACACAAAAACAUGUCCUGUGUGUACACUUUCUAAUCUGCUCCAUACAGUGUUGAGCUCUGUGACUGACUGAAUAUCACCCUGUAAUGGCGUUGACACAAGUUGCCGGCCCCCUCUAACAAAGUUACCACCAAUAAUGACACUGUAAAACAUUACAAAUAAAAUUUGCUAUUUUAAAUUUGCAAUAAGGUGCCAUCUUGGCACAUUUAACUAUAGUUGUUACUGGACAAGCAAUGUGUUUUAAUGAACAAUCAUUGCUGUCACAUUUAAAUACUUUGGUGCUUGCAUUAUAGACAAUAACUAAACAGAAAACAAUCAGUUCCUAAGAACAAUGCAGAAUUUAAGCUCAGGCUUGUCCUCUCUUACAGACAAGGACAAAUACACACACCAUAAACACUUUCCCCUCUGUAAAUGCUGAUGUACUCCAUUGACAUGGGAGUUAACAGACUUACCCACUCAUGGCAAAAGUAAUUUUGGUAAAAACAAAAUGAAAUUUUGUUUAAAAUGCUCUCUGAAUCCACUCAUAGCAAUGCUCAGAUAGCAUCUUAAAGUCUGACUGAACAUCAGGUCCAGCUUUUCACACAUCAUA
Myxocyprinus asiaticus (Chinese sucker) is the source of this 5421-nucleotide messenger RNA. Its product is annotated as angiopoietin-related protein 1-like. Lineage: Eukaryota; Metazoa; Chordata; Actinopteri; Cypriniformes; Catostomidae. Bases 488 to 1924 code for a protein of 478 amino acids. The transcript has 5 exons. The record is from RefSeq and is a predicted model, not a curated record. Gene Ontology annotation, biological process: cell surface receptor protein tyrosine kinase signaling pathway.